Messenger RNA from Arabidopsis arenosa, 1107 nucleotides. NCBI's taxonomy places the organism in Eukaryota, Viridiplantae, Streptophyta, Magnoliopsida, Brassicales, Brassicaceae. The record is from the annotation of a GenBank genome assembly.
UCACAUUUGUUUAUUACAAAAAGGGGAAACUCACAAUUGUCUUCGCGGAAGAGAUAAAUAAAAAUGGGAUCUCAGAUCGUUGAUAACUCACAAAAACCACACGUAGUUUGCGUGCCUUAUCCGGCUCAAGGCCACAUCAACCCUAUGAUGAAAGUGGCUAAACUCCUCCACGCUAGAGGCUUCCACGUCACCUUCGUCAACACCGUCUACAACCACAAUCGUUUCCUUCGUUCUCGUGGGUCUAACGCCCUCGAGGGGCUUCCUUCGUUCCGGUUUGAGUCCAUACCUGACGGUUUACCGGAGACGGACAUGGAUGCCACGCAGGACAUCACAGCCCUUUGUGAGUCCACCAUGAAGAACUGUCUCGCUCCGUUCAGAGAGCUUCUCCAGCGGAUCAACUCCAGAGAUGAUGUUCCUCCGGUGAGCUGUAUUGUAUCCGACGGUUGUAUGAGCUUUACUCUUGACGUUGCGGAGGAGCUUGGAGUCCCGGAGGUUCUUUUUUGGACGACCAGUGGUUGUGCGUUCUUGGCUUAUCUACACUUUUAUCUUUUUAUCGAGAAGGGUUUAUCUCCGCUAAAAGAUGAGAGUUACUUGACGAAGGAGUACUUAGACAAAACCGUUAUAGAUUUUAUACCAACCAUGAAGAAUUUAAAACUAAAGGAUAUUCCUAGCUUCAUACGUACCACUAAUCCUGAUGAUGUUAUGAUUAAAUUCGCCCUCCGCGAGACCGAGCGAGCCAAACGUGCUUCUGCUAUCAUUCUAAACACAUUUGAUGACCUUGAGCAUGAUGUUGUUCAUGCUAUGCAGUCCAUUUUACCUCCGGUCUAUUCAGUUGGACCGCUUCAUCUCUUAGCAAACCGGGAGAUUGAAGAAGGUGGAGAUGUGAAUAGAGAAGAAGUUGAGGCGGUGGUUAGAGAGCUCAUGGAUGGAGAGAAAGGAAAAAAAAUGAGACAGAAGGCGCUAGAGUGGCAGAGCUUGGCUAGGGGAGCGACAGAGCAUAAACUUGGUUCCUCCGUGGUGAAUUUUGAGACGGUUGUUAGCAAAUUUCUUUUAAGACAAAAAUCACAGGAUUAACUAAAACAUAAGAUACCGAAAUGUAUUAUUUCU